Molecule: messenger RNA, 4508 nt
Organism: Elgaria multicarinata webbii
Lineage: Eukaryota; Metazoa; Chordata; Lepidosauria; Squamata; Anguidae
Gene: MYO1E
Product: myosin IE
Exons: 28
Coding region: 77-3403 (1108 amino acids)
Biological process (GO): vesicle transport along actin filament; actin filament organization
Cellular component (GO): vesicle; cytoplasm; myosin complex
Molecular function (GO): actin filament binding; ATP binding; microfilament motor activity
Source: RefSeq, a predicted model, not a curated record
GGAGCGCCCUGAACCCAGCCAGGAAGAGGAGGAGGAGGAGGAGCGCGCCAGCCGGCCAGCCGGCCGGCCUCCAGCCAUGGGGAGCAAGGGGCAUUAUCGGUACCAUUGGCAGAGCCACAAUGUCAAGCACAGUGGCGUGGACGAUAUGGUGCUUCUUUCCAAGAUCUCCGAAGACUCCAUUGUGGAGAACCUCAAGAAACGCUACAUGGAUGAUUAUAUAUUCACAUACAUCGGAUCGGUGCUGAUCUCUGUGAAUCCAUUCAAGCAGAUGCCGUACUUUGGAGAGAAAGAAAUUGAAAUGUACCAAGGAGCUGCUCAAUAUGAAAACCCACCACAUAUCUAUGCUCUAGCGGACAAUAUGUACCGAAACAUGAUCAUUGAUAGGGAGAACCAGUGUGUGAUCAUCAGUGGUGAAAGUGGUGCUGGGAAGACUGUGGGAGCCAAGUACAUCAUGGGUUACAUCUCCAAAAUAUCAGGAGGCGGCCCCAAAGUGCAGCAUGUGAAGGACAUCAUUCUGCAGUCAAAUCCUCUCUUGGAGGCCUUUGGGAAUGCCAAGACAGUUCGGAACAACAAUUCCAGCAGAUUUGGGAAAUACUUUGAAAUCCAGUUUAGUCCAGGUGGGGAACCAGAUGGAGGCAAGAUAUCCAACUUCCUGCUGGAGAAAUCGCGGGUGGUCAUGCGGAAUCCUGGGGAGAGGAGCUUCCACAUUUUUUAUCAGCUGAUCGAAGGCGCUUCCAGUGAGCAGAAAUCCAGCCUAGGCGUCACUAGCAUGGACUAUUAUCACUACUUGAGUCUCUCAGGAUCCUAUAAAGUGGAAGACAUUAACGACAAAUUGGACUUCCAGGAAACUCUGCACGCCAUGAACGUGAUCGGCAUCUUUGCAGAGGAGCAGGCACUGGUGCUGCAGAUCGUGGCUGGGGUACUUCACUUGGGCAACAUCAGCUUCAAAGAAGUUGGCAAUUAUGCUGCGGUGGAGAGUGAGGAGUUCUUGGCAUUCCCUGCCUUCCUCCUGGGAAUUGACCAGGGCCGCCUCAAAGAGAAACUGACCAGCAGGCAGAUGGACAGCAAGUGGGGAGGCAAGUCGGAAUCCAUCAAUGUGACCCUCAACGUGGAGCAAGCCUGUUACACCAGGGACGCCUUGGCCAAAGCGCUUCAUGCCAGAGUCUUCGACUACUUAGUGGAUUCCAUUAAUAAAGCUAUGGAAAAAGAUCACGAAGAAUAUAAUAUUGGUGUCCUGGACAUCUAUGGCUUUGAAAUAUUUCAGAAAAACGGGUUUGAACAGUUUUGCAUCAAUUUUGUCAAUGAAAAGUUGCAGCAGAUCUUUAUUGAACUGACACUGAAGGCGGAGCAGGAAGAAUAUGUGCAAGAAGGAAUUCGCUGGACGGCCAUAGACUACUUCAACAAUAAAAUCGUGUGUGACCUCAUAGAGAAUAAAGUGAACCCGCCGGGCAUCCUGAGCAUCCUGGAUGACGUCUGCGCCACGAUGCACGCGGUGGGCGAGGGAGCCGACCAGACCCUGCUGCAGAAGCUCCAGAUGCAGAUCGGGACCCACGAGCACUUCAACAGCUGGAACCAGGGCUUCAUCAUCCACCAUUACGCGGGAAAGGUGUCCUAUGACAUGGAUGGAUUCUGCGAGAGGAAUCGAGAUGUCCUUUUCAUGGAUUUAAUUGAACUCAUGCAAAGCAGCGAACUGCCUUUUAUAAAGGCUCUGUUUCCCGAGAACUUCCAAGCUGAUAAGAAAGGCCGACCUACCACUGCUGGCAGCAAAAUCAAGAAACAAGCCAAUGACCUUGUUGGCACCCUGGUGAAAUGCACGCCCCACUACAUCCGUUGCAUCAAGCCAAAUGAAACGAAAAAGCCUCGAGACUGGGAGGAAAGCAGGGUAAAGCACCAAGUGGAAUAUCUUGGGCUCAAAGAAAAUAUUCGUGUACGGCGAGCCGGUUACGCUUAUAGGCGAGUGUUCCAAAAAUUUCUACAAAGGUAUGCCAUCCUGACCAACGCUACCUGGCCUUCCUGGAAAGGGGAUGAAAAGCAAGGUGUCCUUCACCUGCUCCACUCUGUAAAUAUGGACCCUGACCAAUACCAACUUGGGAGAACAAAAAUCUUCAUCAAAGCUCCAGAGUCUCUAUUUUUGCUGGAAGAGAUGAGAGAACGGAAGUAUGAUGGCUAUGCACGGGCAAUCCAGAAGGCAUGGCGGAAAUUCGUGGCCAGAAAAAAAUAUGUGCAGAUGAGAGAAGAAGCUUCCGACCUGCUGCUGAACAAGAAGGAGCGACGGCGGAACAGCAUCAACAGGAACUUUGUGGGGGACUACAUAGGCAUGGAGGACCAUCCAGAACUCCGGCAGUUUGUGGGCAAGCGGGAAAAGAUAGAUUUUGCCGACACCGUCACCAAAUACGACAGGAGGUUUAAGGGCAUCAAGCGAGACCUCAUUCUCUCUCCAAAGUGCGUGUACCUGAUCGGGCGUGAAAAAGUAAAGCAAGGCCCAGAGAAAGGCCUAGUGAAGGAGGUGCUCAAGCGACGGAUCGAGGUGGAGAGGAUCCUCUCCGUUUCUCUAAGCACGAUGCAGGAUGACCUCUUCAUCUUACAUGAGCAAGAAUAUGACAGUCUCCUCGAAUCAGUCUUCAAGACGGAGUUCCUAAGCCUCUUGUCGAAGCGCUACGAGGAGAAAACGCAAAGGAGGCUACCUCUGAAAUUUAGCAAUACGCUUGAAGUGAAGUUGAAGAAGGAGAACUGGGGGCCCUGGAAGGCCGGAGGAUCGCGCCAGGUGCAGUUCAGCCAAGGCCAGGGAGACGUGGCCAUUCUCAAGCCAAGUAAUAAAGUGCUGCAGGUCAGCAUUGGGCCUGGCCUCCCAAAGAACUCCCGCCCCACCAGAAGGAACGCGACCCAGAGCAGAGGCUAUUCCAACCGGACACAGGGCCAUACCUAUCCCCUGAGGGCUGCACCGCCUCCUCCGGGUCUUCAUCAGAACGGGGUGAUAAAAAUCCCGCACCACGCACAGCAGCCUCAAGGCCUAGCGAGCCAACGAGCCAGUCAGAAAAGCCUGUACACGACCAUGGCGUGCCCACCCUUGCCACAAGUCUCCAGCGGAUCGGAUAGAAUUUCCCAGCAGCCAGACAGCCUGGACUUCCUCAAAGUGCCGGACCAGGGUGCAGCUGGUGCUCGCAGGCAGACUACGAGCCGACCCCCGCCUGCUGGGGGCAGGCCCAAGCCUCAGCCAAAGCCAAAGCCUCAGGUACCUCAGUGCAGAGCGCUGUACGCCUACGAUGCUCAGGACACAGACGAACUCAGCUUUAAUGCCAAUGACCUUAUUGAUAUCGUCAAAGAAGAUCCCUCAGGCUGGUGGACAGGCAGGUUAAGAGGAAAACAAGGACUCUUUCCAAAUAAUUACGUGACCAAGGUGUAAUCCUGCAGGCUGAAUGGCCCUUCUCGAGCACCAAGUGCAGCGGAGAUGCUUUCUGACCAACGCAAUCUACUUGUAAAGCUACAGUUAGUUCUUUGCGGCGUCUGUAAUCCACGGCCGUCACUUCAUCAGUGAAGUUAAGAAGGUGGACGACGGGCACAAGAAAACCUCUGUUUAUUCUCCAAGAAGCCAAAGCGCAUGUGCCCCGCAGCCCCCCCCCCGAGAUACCAAAGGAAUUAUUUAUUUUAUUUAACGCUUUUUUUUCUCGCAUGAAGGAUGAGGAGCGUGUUUAAAUUCCAUUCCAUUCAUUUCUUAAAAUUCCGGAAACAGCAAGGUGCUUUGCGAGGACUUCGGAAGAGUUACACUUUUUCCCCCCCAAGUGCCUUCAGUUGCUCCGGUGACUCUCUCCUAAAUUAUAUAACACAGUAAUGGCAUUAUAUGCACAUUCCCUCUGUUGGUGACUCCGCAGAGGAGCACAGUAAUAAGUUAUGCUGCUACCUGCCUUAGAAAUGUAGGUUUUAAACAUUUUUAUUUCUGUUGGAAUCUUGUCACUUUCUCCCUGCCUCUCUCCCCCCCCCCCUUCCUCCCCCCACAUAUACUUUAAAGGCAUCUCAUCAGUCUUGUCCAGAUUUGCUUGUGAGCCACGGGGACUCCAAGAAGAUGGUGCGACCAAAGGAAGAGACAGUAUUGCAUGCUGUAAAUGGUUCACAUGGAUUAAUGUGGCUGGUCCAUGUUGAUUUUUUAAUUAUUGCUGUAUCUCUUGGGGAGGGCAUCUUCCCGGCCUCACCUCUCGCCCCCCGAGGAAACGGUAAACGAAAAUAAAAUCACAUAGCAACGUACUUCCAAAAAAAAAAAAAAAAAUCAAAUAAGAAGUAAGCCUAUAUGAAUGUACACAGCAGUAAUCCGCUGUACUUAUCCAUAAAGGUGGCUUGAUUAGCAUUUUGGGGCGAGGUACUUCUGCGUAUGCACUAUUAAGGGAUAAAGUCAGUGUUAAGAAAGCUUCAAUUAAGCCCAGCUGCCCCCCUCCUCAGUCACGGGAGUUGUUGCUUACCCACGGCACAUCCUCAAUUUAUCCGUUCUCUUCUCAACUGCCAUCAAUAAAAACAUA